Messenger RNA from Glycine soja, 1080 nucleotides. Its product is annotated as cold and drought-regulated protein CORA-like. Lineage: Eukaryota; Viridiplantae; Streptophyta; Magnoliopsida; Fabales; Fabaceae. The coding region runs from base 62 to 841 and encodes 259 amino acids. The record is from RefSeq and is a predicted model, not a curated record. The transcript is spliced from 4 exons.
CCCACUUGUUUUCUCAUCCUUCAUUUCCAAACAUAUCUCAUUUAUAGUUUACUAUUGAAAGAUGAGUUUGAAAAUGGCAAUACUGAUCCUAGGCCUGCUGGCCAUGUUCCUUUUGGUCUCCUCAGAGGUGGCAUCCACGAAUUCAAAAGAGGUGACAAAUGGAGUUGAAGAUGCCAAAUAUCCUGGUGGAGGCUAUGGUGGGGGUUACCCAGGCAAUGGCGGUGGUGGCUAUCCUGGCCGUGGUGGUGGCUACCCUGGUCGUGGUGGUGGCUAUCCAGGUCGCGGUGGUGGUUACCCUGGUCGUGGUGGCGGCUAUCCAGGCCGUGGAGGAGGGUAUUGUCGCUAUGGCUGUUGCGGUGGCCGGACAUACAAUGGAGGUUGUAGAAGGUGCUGCUACUACGCCGGUGAAGCUGUUGCUGCACAAACUCAGGAUAAGACUCACAAUAUGGGUUUGAAGAUGGCGUUACUGAUCCUAGGCCUUUCCCUCAUGCUCCUUUUGGUCUCCUCUGAGGUGGCAUCCACGAAUACAAAAGAGGAGGCAAAUGGAGUGGAUGAUGCCAAAUAUCCCGGUGGAAGCUAUGGAGGGGGUUACCCAGGUCAUGGCGGUGGCGGUUAUCCUGGCCAUGGCGGUGGCGGUUAUCCUGGCCAUGGCGGUGGUGGUGGCUAUCCUGGUCAUGGUGGUGGCCACCCUGGUCAUGGUGGCGGCUACCCUGGCCGUGGUGGUGGAUACUGUAGGCAUGGCUGUUGCGGUGGCCGGACAUACAACGGAGGUUGCAGAAGGUGCUGCUAUAACGCUGGCGAAGCUGUUGCUGCACAAACUCAAGAUAAGCCUCACGAUUAAGACGAUGCAGUUCUACUUAAUUAGUACUUUUGAUAUUUUAAUUUCAUGAAAUAAAACAGCUUGUGACUGGAGAGGCAUGGAUUCUCAUCAUGCAUGAGUCCAUGAUCUUUCAUACCACUAGAGAUAUUUCGCAAGUAGAAAUUAAGAGUGUUGUUGAAUGUAUAAUAAUACACGUCUUCGUGCCUGUGUGAUGAGUUUAAGAGAAAAUUAAAAUAAAUUGGUGAAUAUCAUCUAUUGUA